AUGUCAGUCUAUGAAACUUCUCUUACAGAAAAGGACGAGCCAAAGCUAAUGUCGAUGCGAUUCUGCAUUGUUAUUGUACUGUGCUACGUGUACGAGGUUUUCGCUCAACAAUGCAAGGAGGGUGAGCAUGCCAUUUCUGGUAUGAUGCUUCGAGGACACACCUUCAGGAAAGUGAGAUCAUUGAUUGCAUUUGAAUGCCAUCAAGCAUGUUACAAUGAUUUCAGAUGUCACAGCUUCAACUACGUCAUUUCAGAGGAGCUAUGUGAACUAAACAACCGGACUAAGGAGGCCAGACCAGAGAACUUUGUGCCAAAUUCUGAAAGAUUUUAUGUCAGGAGUAAUAAGAAAAGAGUUCCUCUUGGCUCCAUUCCUGAAUUUCCAGCAGAAACAUGUCGAGAGAUAAAAGCAAGCGAAGAGGGGAAAGCGAACAGUGGCAAUUACUGGCUUGAUUCCAUUAUAGAGGGGAAGACAGUACUUGUUCCUUGCGAUAUGGAAACAGCGGAUGCUGAUGAAUGCAAGGCCUCGUUACCUGUCUGUGACACGAAUGCCAUUUGCCAGAAUACCCCUGACUCGUAUAUUUGUGCUUGUAAACCUGGAGUUAUUGCAGAUGGGAGAACUUGCACUGCUGUACUAUCUUGCGAGGCUUUAGGAGUAGAAGAUCCAAACAUCAUACCUGACGUCCAAAUCACUGCGAGUUCCAAUUAUCUCAGCUAUUAUCCACACAAAGGACGGCUCAAUGGAGACAGCGGUUGGUGUCAGCAGUCUUCUAGAAUCACCGAUGACUAUAUACAGGUUGAUAUUGGAGCAGGACGCACAGUAUGCGGAGUCGCCACGCAAGGAAAGGCAAACGGAUCGUUUAUAAAAAGCUACAGGCUCUCCUUUUCUACUGAUGGUACCAGUUGGACUGCAUAUAAAGAGCAAAACGUCGAAAAGAUCUUUGAAGCGAAUUCAGACUUGAACACCAUUAUAAAACACACACUGAAUAACCCAGUCCAAGCAAGAUACAUUCGAUUUUAUCCGGUCACCUUUUCUCAGUACCCUUGUAUGAGGAUCGAAGUGUUCGUGCAGUAAAUGAGAAAAUCAACAACAGGGCAAUUUUU
Messenger RNA from Pocillopora verrucosa, 1100 nucleotides. The record is from RefSeq and is a predicted model, not a curated record. Lineage: Eukaryota; Metazoa; Cnidaria; Anthozoa; Scleractinia; Pocilloporidae.